AUGCAGCAAGACAAACAAACUAGCUUGAAUAUUUCCUAUGGAUUCUGGAAUAUAGGAGCUAUCCCUAGUUAUCCAGUGCCUGUCCUUAAAAUGAUUGACCCGGCAAUAGAGGCCUGGAGACUGAGGCAGUUGGAAAUUGUUUCUGUGAACCCAAACUUCCAAUACAGACGUGCUCAAAAUAUUUCUGAUGAAUUCAUUUAUUUCCGUCCUAUUAAUGCGGAAAUUCAGGAAAGGGCCAGAAAACAAAAAGAAGAGAAUACAACUUUGGCUGCCCAGCAACCCACCCGUGAAGGUAUCCAUCAGAGGGACUUGGGGCUUACGAAUGAGGUGGUGACGGUUACCACCCCCCCACUAACUAAGGAGUUAGAAAGCAUUGCUUUUGUAAAACCAAAAACUUCAGGGCUUCUUCGCAUAGAGAAAGUACCAAUUAAGUCUCCAGGGUUCCCAGAAUUUGAACGCUUAGAUGUCACAGGAAUUGCCAGUCCAGAGGAAAGGGGGAAAGGCACCGCAAUACUUGUUGCCGGUGUGCCUGGAAAGGAGGAUCUAGAUGAUACAGAAAUUCCAACUUUGCAUUUCACUGGGUUUGUACACCUGGAGUCUUUAAUAAAUGAAUCUUCACCAUCCUCAGAAUACAGUCGCCCAGGAACCCCAAGAAAUUUAUGGAUGGAAUCUCCAGAAAAUGCAGAGUCCCCAGGAAGUGAUGAUAUGGAAGUAGCAAGAAGCAUGUAUCCUUUUAGAGAAAGAUCCAUCUUUCGGCGUUCCUGGGCAGAGCUCUUAGAGGCACCACUAAACAGUGAGGGGCUCCAUAUUCUCCAAACUAGUCCCAGGGAAGAAAACAGAAAUAUGGGUUACAACAAACUAACAUCAGAAGAGAAUCAAGUAACCAUCCACCCUGAAGACCAACGUUUCCAAGCUUUGCAAGGCCCUUUCCCCCUGUUGCCUGAGCGCCCUAAGCUCCAGCGGCAGCGCAGUCGGAGCUUACCAAGAUACAGUGAAGCCAGAGGCCAAUACUUAAAUGCACCGGAAUUCAAAUUAAAUGCAGAAGAAACUCACUUCUUCCCACUUGAUCGUGGUUUACUGACAGAAGAAAACAUCAAGAGAAGAUACAACAUGGAGGGAGCUCAGCAAAGAGCAAUUCCAUCACAUUUUGGAGAACAUCCUUCCAUCAGGCCAAGAUUUGAGAAUUCUGCAAUUCGAGGAAACAUUGGAAUUCCUGAGGAUAAUUAUGCGUGUCCCAGAGGCAAUGUUAGAAUUCCCAUGAAUAAUGUCAAUACUAUCCCCAUGGUUAAUGUUGGAGUGCCCAUGGAUAAUCCUCAAGCUCUUAGAGGCAAUGCUGGAGUUCCCAGGGGCAGUGAGUUUGGAGUUUACAUGGGUAAUAGUGGUAGAACUUCUGGACAUAUGGUAUCUUCUCCACUCACUGAGCUCUCAAAGAUAGGUGAACACCAGUUAUAAAAACUGAUAAUUUACAAUGCUGUCCAUUGAAGAAACAAACUAAGACACUUAACAUCAAAACAGACAUGUAUAAACUUGACAACUCAAAAUACUAAAUAGGACAUCUAAAUUAUGAAUACACAAUACACAUAAUUAAAAAAAUGUGUGAUAAUUAUUUAUUAGAUUGGAUAAAACCAGACUGUAGUUAGCUAGUUUAUCCUGUAUGCAGUCAUCAAUUGUAUAUGAUAUAAUCUAGUGUGUUGUAGAUGCGGACUUCUUCAUUGAACAAAAUAUCAUGUACUUUUCAAAUGACAAUUUUUCCUAGUAAUUUCAAGUCCUCUUGGAUACUUUGAUAGACAAAUGAAAAUGAUCUUAGAGGUAUUGUCAUUUAUUUUGAUGAGUCUAUCUUGAUGUCCAAGACAUUUAUUGAAUGAAAGCUAGA
Messenger RNA from Peromyscus leucopus (white-footed mouse), 1873 nucleotides. RefSeq lists its product as uncharacterized. The record is from RefSeq and is a predicted model, not a curated record. NCBI's taxonomy places the organism in Eukaryota, Metazoa, Chordata, Mammalia, Rodentia, Cricetidae. The coding region runs from base 1 to 1452 and encodes 483 amino acids. The transcript has 3 exons.